Fusarium fujikuroi IMI 58289 is the source of this 879-nucleotide messenger RNA. RefSeq lists its product as uncharacterized. Lineage: Eukaryota; Fungi; Ascomycota; Sordariomycetes; Hypocreales; Nectriaceae. The record is from RefSeq and is a predicted model, not a curated record. The coding region runs from base 1 to 879 and encodes 292 amino acids. The transcript has a single exon.
AUGAGAUCACAAGCACCCUCUCCAAAGCCCGUGCAUAGACCUCCAAGAAGCACAUCUUCAUCAUACCAUGACCAAGGUAUUGGAUCUGAUGAUGUGCCAUCACCGGCAUCAGACACUCGCAUGCCAAGUUUGGACUUGGGCGAUUUGACGAAAUACAGUCGCUUCAACGACCGGCUGUCCGGUCUGAGAUCUUCGUCAAGCUCUUCUGUUGCUGCGAGAGGUAUGGGUCAAGGAAGCACCCACGGGACCGGAAUCGAUGAGGUACCUGCUUUCGGGCACCUGCAACGACAACCCAUCCAGUCCUACCACUCCUUUGAGAUUGUAUCAAGUUCCGAAGACCUACAGUCAAAUGUGACACCUGCUCAGAAGACUAUGGCGAGACAGCCUUCAUUGGAUGACACUACCGGGUUUGAAAGGAUUUACCCCUUGACACGGGUGAAGGCCCGAGUCCAAGCCCAGAUUGAUAAUCCAACAGAAAACAGGCAUUUAGAAAGUCCUAGCCCGUCAAUCAAACCGCCACAGGUGGAAAGAAGAAGCAAGAGAAAAUCUUCUGUCAUGUCUCUCCGAAGCUUGACAGAGGGAGUGAAACGGUCUCGAGCUGGAGUUGAGAAAUUGGCACACAAGUUUUGUUAUAACAGCUGUAGUAAACUUCGCCAUGCCUAUCAGAGUGUUGGGCGUCAACAAAGAGAGCAGAGAAAACACUACUCGGCCUGGAAGACAUUGCGCCGAAAAAUUAGACCUGAGGAUGCCAGCAAGCUCAAUCAUGAGAAAGAAUCUGCGUCUUUCUCGAUCGAGCAAGGCGGACGUGGGAUAGACUCUUGGUGGAAAGCCGGCGUAGGAAAGUACCACGCCCCUAAGUGGAUGCGCUUUGGAAAAUAG